Molecule: messenger RNA, 10628 nt
Organism: Drosophila guanche
Lineage: Eukaryota; Metazoa; Arthropoda; Insecta; Diptera; Drosophilidae
Gene: Rbcn-3A
Product: dmX-like protein 2
Exons: 14
Coding region: 131-10588 (3485 amino acids)
Biological process (GO): vacuolar acidification
Cellular component (GO): RAVE complex
Molecular function (GO): protein binding
Source: RefSeq, a predicted model, not a curated record
AUUUUUAUGUAAUGUCACUUUGUUGUCGUUUGUUACAAGCAAGUUUGUUACGGGCUAGAAACCAAAAAACCAAAGAACCAACAACUCUACAAUCCGUGCGCUGUGAUGUGAUAAUUAAUUGUAAAGAAUUAUGAAUUGUCAUCAGAUAUUGAGCGGCGCCUGCAAUGCAGGUGACCGGUGCUUCGCCAUUGGCUCCGUGGAAGGCAUACCAUUUACAGCCUACGCCGCCGGCUGCAAUGUGGUGAUCCUGGCAAGCACCUUCGAGCGUGUCCAAAUCAUACCGGGCGCCAGUCAUGGCUACGUGAAGAUAUCCGCCCUUGACUGCAGCACCGAUACGGGAAAAAUAGCGGCCGCCUAUGAGAAUAAGAUAUGCAUUUUUGAGCCCACGCCGGUGAUUGAGUCCAGCAAGCAUAAUACCCAUUUCCUAGACUACAGAUGGGUGCAAACGGGCUCCUUUACCAGCCAUUCGAGUGUGGUGACCCUCUCGUGGAAUCUGGAGGGUACACGCCUACUCACCGGCGGCACCAACAUACAGCUCUGGAAGAGCAAAUCGCCCACACACCAGCAGGAGGAGGAGCAUACGGGUGUAAAAUUCGAAAUUGGCGAGAGCAAAGAGGUGAAGCAAUCGAAUCAGGGCGAUGAUGUGUCAACGUGGGAGAACAUUUGGUCCUGCCAGACGGCCAUUCCCAUUUACCAUAUGGCAUUUAGUCCCGAUGGCACACUGUUUGCCACCUGCGGCCGCAACGAUCGUUUGGUCAAGAUCUGGUAUGAGAACAAGCAGGUGCUGUUCCCCGCCAAAGGCACGACCCGUCACACGGAUGACUUGAGCAGCAGCACCAGCGGAGGAGGAGGAGGGUCGGGCAUGGGAGCUGCUUCAGGUGGCGUUAGCACGGCCAUUGGAGAGCUGAAUUUCACGUACGUUUACAUUGCCCAUCCGCGUGCCGUUUCGAACAUUGUAUGGCGCAAGACGAGCAAGUAUAUGCCCAAGGGAUCGGUGGCCAAUAUGCUGGUAACCUCCUGCCUGGACAACAUCUGUCGCAUCUGGAUCGAGACGGUGCUGCCCGACGACGGGAUGGUCAACAUGACGCAGUUCGAUCCGCAGAAUUCGCAAAAUCCCAAAUUUCGUACUCACCGGCACAAGCAUCGGUUCAUGCAGCGUCUGAAGCACAUGAAGACUUGCUUUCACAUCAGGCGGCACAUGAAGGCGGGCGCUCAUGCCGCACCGGGCGGACCUGGUGGCAUUUUGCCACCGGCCCAUAUGGGUGCUGGAGCAAUGGGCGGUGCGAUGGGCUCGUCGCCGGCGAGCUUUAGCAAUUAUCUGGGUCCAAUACCAUCGCUGCCGUCGUCGUGCAGCGUCCAUGACUUCCAUUCGUAUGGGUUUCAUGGAUCGGGCGUAACGCCCGGCAUGCACUUCCAUUUGGCGGCUUCCAUCAAUGCGGAGACGGACAUACCGCUGGUGCCAUCGAUGCAGACCUCAGACCCAGCCAAUCAGAACGUCUUCAUUCUGCACUGGCUGAACAACAAGGAGAUGCAUUUCACACUCCAGGCGGAGGCCAUACUCCAGGAGCUAACCAAAAAGGUGAUCGAUGAGGAGAACGGGCUCGGGCAUCAUGGCCAUCACGGACACGGCCAUCACGGACACCACGGUCACUCCGGAGGCGGCGGAGUGGAUCUGCCGGACGAUGCAGCACCCGGCGGUGGCACGCAUGCGCACAAGAAAUAUCUACGCUCGUCCAAGUCCGUCUCGGUGGACGAUAGCGGCGAGGAGUACAGCAAGUAUUCGCAGCAUACAACCGGCACUGGAGCGGGUCUCCAUCUGAACUCCAUGUCCAACACAACGUCACAGAACUCGCUGAACAACGAGCAUCACAAUCAGCAGCAGCAUCCCAUCACACAGCUGGUGGACUCGCUGGACAACAAGAUUGAAUGUCUGCUGCGGGACUGGCACCAGAGUCCCGAUCUCCUGUUUGCCAUUCAUCCCGUGGAUGGGAGCUAUUUGAUCUGGGUGAUCGAGUGGCUGGAUGACUACUAUCCGGGCUCGUUUCGGCAGGCGCAGGUAUCCUUUUCGACGCGCAUUCCAUCGGCCUUUCCCCUGGGCGAUGCCAUGUCCAUGUCCACCACGGUGAGCCUCUUCAACACGGGCACACAUCCGCUGGCCUUUCGGGACAUUGCCAACAAUGUGAGGAGCAAGGAUGAGUUCCACAAGAGCGGCCAGGCGGAUGAUUCGUCGCUGAAGAGCGCCGACCAGCAUGCGUUCGAGAAGCACGACGAGGAGCAGGAGGACAACAACAAUGAGGACGGUGGCGAGGAUCCCGAUGCAGACGAUAGUGCAGCGGCCAGUGCUGGUAUGGCGAGCAGCUCGCAGGAUUCAGCAGGGGCCAGUGGCAAUGGUGUGACCAGUGCCCUGCCCCUGAAUGUCUCGCCAUCCGUGUCGAUGGUCACGAAACACUCGAACGGCACCCUCAACCUCUGGCAGCUGACGUUCGCCUUCAAGACAAAGUUCACCCAAGUAUUAAGCAUUGGCCAUGUGAGCCGUGCCUCUGGUCAUCGUUUCCGUGUGAAUGACAUCACCUGUCACCCUGUGUUGCCGCUUCUCGUCUCCACAUCGCAUCACAAUCUACCCGACACGGAGGCCAAGUCCCCAAUGUCGCCCUUCGAGCAGCCCCUCAGUGGCGGCGGCCUCACUAUGGGCUCCGCCGCCAGCGGCGGUGCAAGUCCGGCUGGAUCCACAGGAUCGAAUGGCAAUGGCAACGACAAGGAUGUCUUCACGCCCACAGGCUUCUGUUCGGAAUUGAUUCUGUGGCGCGUGGACUCGGUGGGGCCGCUGUGCCAUUCGGGCGGCGUCAGUGAACUGGCGCGCAUCAACUCGCCGGAGAUAUCGGCCUUCAGCAAUGUGGCCUGGAUACCCACGCUCCUGCCGAGCACCACACUGGGCAGCUACAGCAAUUCCCCGAGCGCGUGCUUUGUGGCCAGCGACGGUGAGAAUUUGCGCGUUUAUCAGGCUGUGAUUGAUGCACGAACACUGCUGGCGGAGAUCUCCUGUUCGGAGAAUCUGAACACGCUGCACAAGUCACACUCGCUGUCGUCGAUGAUCUCAAAUGCCUCAUCCACCAUGAAGGCCCAGCGGUCGGCGCUGCACGACAAGCUGAAGGUCGUCUCGCAGCAGUCAACGGCGCGUCCGGGCUGCAUUCUACAGCUGGAUGCCAUCUCGGAUGCCAAGCACGACUGGCAGAACACACAGUUUCUGCACGUGUUCCAGGCACAGCUGAUAACUGGGGGACAGCGGGUUAGCAGCUCAGCGCCCAUGGAUGCCCAUGAUCUGGAGGAGCCGCGCUACAAUCCCUUCCUCGAGUCGGACAUGGAUGCCAUUGUGGAUCUGCAGCGUAAUGCCGACUUCGAGGAGCCCUUCUACAUUGUGAACAUCGAGAAGACGCUGCGCGGCAGCACCAUCCACAUGUGGCGCAUUGUCAUUAGCUCCAAACAGCAGAAUUCCUUCCUCUCCGAGACGGCCAUGUAUGUGCCGGACAGCAACCUCACGCAGGAGGAGCCGGAGGAUAAUCCCAAUACGAAUGCGAACCCCAAUCCACGACGCAUGUCGCAGGGCGCAGAGACGCUGACCGGUGCGGAGCACUUUGGUUCGCAUGUGGAGGCGCCGCACAUCUCCAUCACGACGAAGAAGGUGUGCACCCAGGAGCUGCCGCUGCCCGAGGGCGUGGACGUGAUACAUGCCUCACCGGCGGCGGGACAUCUGAGCAGCUCCAGCAUUUAUCCGGCCUGCUUUGCACCCUACAUCAUUGUGACGGCCUGCUCGGACUCGGUGUCGCGCUUCUGGAAGUGCGAGCCCAUCGACAAUGCGCCCACAGAUGGCAACGGGAAUGGCGAUGCCUACCACUGGUCCGAGUGGAAGAUGUUCAGCCGCAUCCAGCAGUCGGCCAUCGAGAUACCGGGCCAGCCGCUGAACAUAAGCGCCGCCUACAGCGGUCGCAUUGCCUGUGCCUACAAGUACGGCAAGAGCUUCACGCGACCCAACAAGGGGGAUCCCGACUCGCGGUAUGUCAAUCUCUGUGUGGCCAUCUACGAGUGCGAGAGCUCGGGCGGCAGCGAGUGGGUGCUGGAGGAUACCAUACACCUGAAGAAUGUCCACCUGCCGAGGAUCAACAUUGGCCAUGGCAUCGAUCUGAGCUACCUGCACGACAGCCGUCUGCUGGCCAAGAAGCAGCGCCUCAAUCAGGUGCUGCACACGUUCCAGGCCCACGAUGACAGUCGUUCGCCGCGGAGUGGCGAGACGACACCCGAGCUGGCCGUCAGCGUCAAUCGCCAGCCAUCGGUGGCCGCCUCAGGGCUGCUCACCGUACCCAGCUUCAGCACGUUGCAAUCGCUGCGGAAGAGCAUCGCCGAGAAUGGCAACACAUGUCCGCUCACGCAGAAGCAUCUGGUGCAGCUUGACUGGGUGUCCAAGGAGGAUGGCUCUCACAUCCUCACAGUGGCCGUUGGCAGCAAAAUAUUGCUCUAUACGCCCGUCAGCUCGGACAUUGCCCAGGCGAACAUCAAGGCCAUGAAGGAGUCGCGUUCCGUGAAUCGUCCCAUACUGCGCAAGGCAUCCUCGCUGGCACAGCCCAAUUUCGUGGAUGAGAUUCGAUGGAUGAAGCUGCGACAGAUUGAUCUGCAGACAGCGGACGGUUUGCCGCCGCUGCCCAUGCAGAUAUCGUGGGUGCGCGACGGCAUACUGGUCGUGGCCAUGGACUCCGAAAUGCACGUCUACUCGCAGUGGAAGCCGCACUACACCUCCCACAUGCUGGGCAACGCGAAUGGUGGCAGUGAGGAUGUGCCCGAUACGCGCAAUCUGCGCGACGAGGAUCUGCGCAGCUUGGCCAACGAAUCGACGCAGCUGCGGCUGAAGAAUGUCGCCUCCAUGCCGCUGAUUAGCAAAGUGAGCACCGCCAACUUGCAGCUGCUGUCGCACGACAAGAAGCGGCGACUGGCCAACACCAGUAUGGCUAAUGUGAAUGGCGGAGGCGGAGGAGGAGGAGGAGGAGCGGCAGCCACUACCGUGGGCAGUGCACCCAACGAUGGGGAUACGGGCAGCGAUGAUUACAUGACAGACUUUGGUCUGUUUCAGGCCUCGCGCAUUGCCUGUCCCGUGCUGCCGCAAUAUCAUCCCAAGCAGCUGAUGGAGCUGCUCAACUGCGGCAAGAUACGCUGGGUCAAGGCCAUACUGGCCCAUCUGGUGCGCUGCAUGAGUGGCGGUGCGAACGGCGCCUCGAAUGGCGUCACCCAGGACGAGGACGGCUAUGCCCGACAGCGCAGCUGGUCGCGUUCUCGCACGCUGAGCAUCAGCUACAAUGCGGCGGACAGCAACAACAUUCAGGCGGAGCAUCGCGGCAGCACCACACAGAUACCGGAGGAGCUGAUGCUCGAUUAUGCGGAGAUCAAUUCGAUUCCGCCGCUGCCGCUGUGGGUGCUGCUCAAUGCGGACCGAGAGACGCCGGGCUGCCAGGGCGGCGCCAAUUCCGGGGAGAACGACAAGGACUAUGAUGAGCUCUUCGACAUGCACAACUCGGAGGAUAAUCUCGACGAGCUGCUGUCGGAGGGGGAGCAGGGCAAGCGGCACGAGCGACGUCUCUCGCUGCCCGAGAAGCAAUCCAUUUCGCACUUUGGCCCACGCCAGGGGCAGCUCCUGUCGCGCCUGCUCACACACACGCAUCUGCCGGGCCUGUCGUCGCUGGAUCAGAUGCAUCUGCUGGCCCUCGCCGACACGGUGGCCACCUGCAACACGGACUUCUCGGACAAGUUUGCCGCCGACAUGGGCAAGAAUGCCAGCACCAGUGGUGUGCCCAAGGAGGGUGCCACAGCCACAGCCACAGAGUCUCUGGAUGAUUGCGGUUUACGCUUUCUGCUGGCCAUGAAGCAUUUCACGUAUCUGCUGCGCUGCCUGCCACUGCAGCAGCGUGCCCAGUUCCAGCGGCAGGGCGUGGGCACCUCGAACAUUGUGUGGGCCUACCACUCGGAGAGCGAGGAGGAGCUGCUGAACCUGAUACCCAGCUACACGAAGGGCGAUCUGCGCUGGGCCACGCUGCGCGAUCUGGGCAUGGGCUACUGGCUGAAGAACAUCAACACGCUGCGCCGCUGCGUGGAGCGGCUGGCCAAGUGCGCGUACCAGCAGAAGCAGGAUCCCCUCGAUGCGGCCAUCUACUAUCUGGCCAUGAAGAAGAAGUCCCUCGUUUGGGGUCUCUUCCGCUCGAUGCGGGACGAAAAGAUGACGGCAUUCUUUGGCAACAACUUCGCCGAGGAUCGCUGGCGCAAGGCCGCCCUCAAGAACGCCUUUGUGCUGCUGGGCAAGCAGCGGUUCGAGCAUGCUGUUGCCUUCUUUCUGCUGGCCAACUCCCUCAACGAUGCCAUCGAGGUGUGCAUGAACAAGCUGGAGGACUUCCAGCUGGCGCUCAUCAUUGCCCGGCUGUACGAGGGCGAUGCCGAGGGCUGCUACUACCACAAGCUGCUGCACGAGCAUGUCCUGGGCACCGACCCCGAGACGGGACGCUGCGACAUACCGCGCGCCCAUCCGGAUCCAUUCUUGCGCUCGAUGACCUACUGGACGCUCAAGAAGUACCAGGAGAGUCUCAACACACUGCUGCUGACGGGCGGCGUGGGCAGCCUGCACAGCAGCUACCGGGAGGAGGAUUUGCUGCGCCCCGAGCCGCAGGCCACCAACCCGAAUGUCUUUAACUUCUACAUCUAUCUGCGCACCCAUCCGCUGCUGAUACGCCAGAACAUUGCGCUGUCCGCGCAGGAGAAGCGCAUCGCCCAUGUGGUGCUGUCGGGCUUCAAUUACGAGACAGCUGGCUUGGGCGCUGGCACGGGUACGGGAACGGUCGGAGGUGCCGCCUGCGACAAGCAACUGCAGCUGGAGGAUUCCAUAACGCCCAUCGAGCGGCAAUUGUACUUCACCACAGCCCACGGGCACUUCAAGAGCGGCUGCCCGGCCCUCGCCCUCGAGGUGCUCAACAAGCUGCCGAUGAAAAUCAGCGAGGAUCCCUCAUCAUCGGGCAGCAGUGUGGCCGGCAGCCAGGUGGCGGCCACCACACAGCAAAUCAACAAGGAGGAGCUCAUCAAUUCCGGCAUCAUGGAUCAAUGGGGAGCGGCGGCCACAGCGGAUGCCUUCGAUUGGGGUGCACCGGCAGCUGGCAGCGAAACGGAAGCCAAAUUUGAGAUCAAAUGGGAUGACGAUGAAGAGGAUGCCGAUGCCGAUUCCGAUCCCAUAGAUGAUGAUAAUGAUCCCGAGAUGGCCACACCACAACCAACCACAGGUGCGGCUGCUGCUGCUGCUGCUGCUGCUGCUGCUGCUGCUGUGGGACGCUCCUCAGGGGAUGGCCACAAAAUGGAUAUAAUGGCGCAGCAGCUGAAGUUUGUGGCCUGCCUGAAGAUCCUCAUGGAGGAGCUGUCAACGCUGGCCACCGGCUUCGAGGUGGAUGGCGGGCAGCUGCGCUAUCAGCUGUACAUGUGGCUGGAGCGCGAGGUGGAGGCACUCAAGCAGCUGUGCAAUUACUGCAGCUCCGAGCAGCAGCAGGCCAACGAUGGCGGCGGCGAUGCGGAUGCCAAGGAUGACAAGGAAAUGAAUGCCAGCAUUUGCCCGAGCACGGAGCGACCCACACUCCACGAGAUCCUCAUGCAGGACAAGCAGGACUUUGAGGCGAAAGUGCUGCGUGCGGCCAAGCGCAAGCGCUGGCUCAAGGCCAACGAGACGCUGCUGCGCACCCUACUCAGCUAUUGCUCGCUGCACGGCGCCAGCGGCGGUGGCCUCGCCUCGGUGCGCAUGGAGCUGGUGCUGCUGCUGCAGGAGUUGCAGCAGGAGAAGACCCAACAGCAGCUGCUCAGUCCGCUGCCCUUCCCCACCACCCUGCCGCUGCUGAGCGCCUGUGUGGCCGGCAACAAGACGGUGAUUGCCGAUCCCAUUAAGUACUUGCAAUCGCAAACGGUGGACAUGCUGCAGAGCAUCAUCAAGGUGCUGCCGUUCCCGGGCAUCGAGACGAGCGCCCUCAGUGAGAUCUUUGUGCUGCGCGACCUCGCGGUGGCCCUCUCCUCGUGCAUCUACCAAUCGCUCUGCGACUCGGAGAGUUUUGUGGUCAACAAUUCGGCGUUCAACGGCUACCCCAGUCCCGGCAUGGAGAACAUUGCCAAGAUCAAUUCCUCCUUCGAGUGCUCGUACUUGGUGGGCAGUCGGAAUGCCUACGGACGGAGGCGCAAGUACUCGACGGAUGAGCCGGCGGGCAUUUGCACAACGCCAUCCAAGUGGCCGGGCGUCACUAACUUACGCGCCCUGUUGGCCCGCGAGAAGGAUGAGGAUGUGCCCAAGCUAAAUGUCCUGCUGCUCGAGUCAUUUGUGUCCACAUACAUGGCGCUGUUCAUCUACUCGCUGUCCACCUGCGACAGCCGUCUGCUGUACCGACUGAGCGGUCAGAGCUUUAACAAUGAUACCUGGUCCACGCUCUUUGGGGGCGGCAUGAAGAAGCUGCUGAUUAAGCCCGCUUCGGCCCAGUCCCAGAGCCAACCAGCAGCAGCAGCAGCAGCAGCAGCAGGAGGAGGAGGAGGAGCAGGUUCCACUUCGGAUGAUCCCACAGCUGAUGAGAAUAGCGUGUGGAAUACGGUCACCUCCAUAACGAAGCAGCGCAUGAAGCUAAACAUGAAGAUAUUGGGCAGCUUCAGCCAGAACAGCACCUCGAACAACAUGAAGGAGGAUAAGCCCACAUACCGUGAGCAAUUUAUGCCACCAGAGACCUCGAUGCUCUCAUACUUCCUCACCAAGCCCCCACCCGGCACAACAGAAUGCGAUGAUUACGACACGGAUGAUUCGCACGAGUCGGAGAACGAGGAGGAGGAGGAGGACGAUGAUGAUGUGAAUGUGAGUCGCACUCAGUUGAAGGCCAAAGAUAAUACGGAGCACACAAAUCCCACAUCGUACUCAUGGAGCAUUCUACGUUUGGCGCUCAUCAAGAUCAGCACCCACAAGAUCCAGGAGCUGGUCAAGGUGGCAGGCAUCGAGCUGCAGGAUCUUCCUGUCAUCAGUCCAUUGUCGCACGAGGUGCUGCGCACCCUCAAUCGUUGGCAGGAGUUUGCAUUGAGUGACCUGAUUGCCCGAGGGCCACCCACAAGGCAGUAUAUACCCGGCUGCUAUGCAGAGAGCGGCAUCAAUGGCCUGGCCAUUCACAAGUAUCGUUCGCUGUUGAACAAGGACAACACACCGUUUGUGUCGGGCUCAUCGGCGGGACCCAUACGCAGGCUGUGGAACUAUCUGGUGCGCCAGGAGCCCGCCCAGGAGGUGUUCAUUAAGAGCAUCUUUGGCAAGAAUAUGGAUGGACAUCAUCAUCAUCACACGCGCGGCUCCCAGCACGACAAUGAAACGGAUGAAGGUCAAUCGCAUUCAACCAGCGAGAAUACGGAUCACAUACGCAUCAUACACAAGGAUCACGAAUCGAUAUUGUCCUUCUGCUUGAAGAACAACAGCUCCUCGAUGAUCGCCUUCUCCAAUCCGCGUGAGAUCCAGGAGUUUGACAUCUCGCUGCUGCUGGAGUCACCCAAUUGGUAUGAGGAUGAAUGCGACUAUGACAUGAUGAAUCUGUCCAAGGAUGCGGAUACCAAUAGUUCCGCCUUCCUCAUAAUACAAUCGCAAGAACAGAAUCAAUUUGGUGGCAGCAAUAAUCCAAAUGAAAGCAAUUCCAGCACACAGAGCGCCUCGCAGUCGGGACGCGGCACAUCCAUGGUGCAGCGCCACAAGGUGGACAAUGUAAAGCGUAUGAGUGCACAUCCAUUGAUGCCGCUGUAUCUAACUGGCGGACAGGAUGGCUCUGUGCAGAUUUGGGAAUGGGGACACCAGCAGCCAGUCUGCUCACCGCGUCCCUCUGGCACAUUUGCAAAGGUCACACGCUGUCGCUUCUCCGAGCAGGGCAACAAGUUCGGCAUCGGUGAUGGUGAUGGCAACCUGAGCCUCUGGCAGGCGGGCAUUGCCUCACAGAACAAUCGUUCGUUUAUUAGCUAUCAGUGCCACAAUAAGACGCUUUCAGAUUUUGUAUUCCUUGGUUCUUGCAGUCUACUGGCCAGCGCUGGUCAAAGUUCCGAGAAUAAAAACAUCAACAUUUGGGACACUUUGCUGCCGCACAAAAAGUCCUGUGUGUCAGCAUUCACCUGCCACGAUCAGGGCUCGUCCUGUUUGGUCUUUGCACCACAACAUCAAGUGCUCAUCUCGUGCGGCAAGCGCGGCGAUGUCUGCGUCUUUGAUGUAAGGCAACGCACGCUGCGACAUCGCUAUCAGGCACACGACAGCACCAUCAAGUGCAUUGCUUUGGAUCCACAUGAGGAGUUCUUUGUCACCGGCUCCAUUGAGGGUGACAUUAAGAUUUGGGACAUGAAUCAGUUUAUGCUGAUCAAUACGUUCCCCCAUGAGCAUGCCAAGAAUGGUUUCUUUAAGCAUACCGGCCAGGGUGUCAGUCAGGUGACUGUCGAUCCAUUUGGCAGACUCUUUUCGUGCGGCUCCGAUGGCUGCAUGAAGGUUCGCCUGCUGGUCGAAAAGGAUAACAUUGUGCACUCGGUGUAUUGAGCAACAACAAAACAAACAAAACAAAAAACAAAAAACUACA